Messenger RNA from Helianthus annuus (common sunflower), 1968 nucleotides. RefSeq lists its product as uncharacterized. The record is from RefSeq and is a predicted model, not a curated record. The transcript is spliced from 2 exons. Bases 767 to 1216 code for a protein of 149 amino acids. NCBI's taxonomy places the organism in Eukaryota, Viridiplantae, Streptophyta, Magnoliopsida, Asterales, Asteraceae.
AAACCAAAACAUCAGGGAGUAAAAUGGCUAUUUUUAAAGGUUUGGGGCAAAACUGUUAAAGCGAUCAAACCACAGGGAGCAGAACGGAAGUUUACUCUUCAGAAACCGUAUAUUUAAAAAAUGUACUUUAGUUUGGUCAAUGGAUCAAGAGGUCCAGAAUCAUGGAACUCGGUACCUACUAAAUCUAACAGUCAUGAUUUGUUUGACUCACUCCAACAUUUUGGUAUCGCUGAUGAUUUCUUUUACCAGAGUUAAGAACUUAUUCCCAGAAAUUAUGUAAAAAAAGUUGCAACUGGUUGCCGGUUGUUAAUCAAAGUCAACUUAACUUCAACUCUCACAAGUCAAACAAACAUGAUGGUAUAAAGUCUACUGAACAUAAAAGGUUGUUCUCAACACUUGGGGAUUAAUGAGCUUUUGGAGGGUAUUUCUGGUACUUCACAUCAUCACAUGGUGUGUUUUCAGCAUCUAAAAGAAGUAAACCAGUGAAUUCUACAUGGGAAAUGAGCUCAUUAAAAAUUGUUUUGUAUAGAUGAUAACCUGGUUUGCCAUUUGUGGAUGACUAAAGGUCAUGGAAAGAACCGUUUAAACACAGCUCAUUACAAAUUGUUUUGAUACAUGCAUGUUUGUGGGAUUUACAAAAAAGAUAAAUUCAUGUUCUUUUUCAUUUUUUGGAAGUUGGAAUUGGUCAAUUUAAAUGUUGAAAAAGAGUUUUGUUUAUUUUAGUGUUAUUGGAGUGGAAGUUGUUGAACUGGUAUUGUAGUUUAUCAUGGCCAUGCUCUGUUUGGUUGCAGUAGUUGCAGGAAACUUCAUCAGAGCAAUACAUACUUUAGCAAUACAUGGUUUCUUCUUGUGGUCAGAAGCUGCAAAUCUCGAUUCACAAUGUGUAUGCCAUGGGGAAAGUGAAGAUGUGGCAUUUGAUAUAGAAACGGCUACGAAGGUGAUAAAGAAUAGAGAUUUAACAAAAACCACGGAGUGUGGUGAUUUUGUCUUAUGGCAGAUAAACCCUGAUAUGUGGUAUGUUGAGCUUACGCUUGGUGCAAGCAAGGUUCAGCCAGUUGCAAUGGGCGGCCUGUGUGGCGGCACACACCCUGGCUUGGUGCGUAUGCUGCCAAAUGGUCUGUUAGACCCUUGCGCCGUGCUCUUCAGGCCUGGAACCCGAAUAACAGCAAGCAUGUUCACAAAUGCAAGAUGCAUGGGUGAGGAGAAAGUCGACUGAUUAUGAGCAAUUUUGCUUGAAAUUGUUAAUACUUAUGUGGAUUGAGCCUCUGACCUGUUUCUCGGUCAAGAAGAGUUCUAUCAAGUCAGCUCAAGAAGAGUUCUAGCAUCAAGUCAGAGUUUUUCUCUUAACAUCACUAUGCUAACAUCGCCGCAACGUGUGGCAUUUUGUGCUGCUUACUGAUUGAACAAGUUGAAAUGUGUUUGAUUUGAAUCUAAAUAGCAAUAGCAAAUCUAAAAAGUAAAAAUUAAAGUUAAAACUCUAAUAUUAUGUCUUUUUCACAUAAAUAGAUGAGAUCCUUUCCACAUAACACGUCUUGACGAUGUUGUUUCUUCCUUCGUUGCCCGCGCUGCAACGCGCGCGAAGCAAUAUCCUAGUAAGUAACUAGUUUACAACUAAAUGGGUUGCAUAAUAUGAAGAGGCCCACAGAAAGAAAACGUGAACCAAUGAGGAAUAAAAGAAGUUUGGGCCGACGAGUUAUGAAAAGGGAAUUCGAUCAGUUUUGAAAAGGCAAUGUAAUAAAUAUGUUUAAUCUAACUUAUGAACCGUGCUAAAGAACCUAAACAUGUUUUUAUUAUUUUACUUGUGGAUAAUUUGAAUACGCGGGUUUAUGUUUAGGUUUUGUUUUGGAGAAAAGAUUAGUCUUUGUUAACUUUGUUUUAUGGAUCUCAUAUUGUACGAAUGGAUUUUCAUUGAGACGACAACCUAGCAUGUGUUGUUUUUCUAUCACAAGUUGUGAGGUUAAUAUGGUA